CUCGACCUCAUGCGCUGGCUUGCAAGUCUCUCUGCCAUAUGUGCCAUUUGGCUAUGCAGAGUCAGCGCCCAGGCGAAUGAUUCGGCACCGGCGCUGUCCACAUGCGUGACGAACUGCAUCUUCGAAUUUAUCCCGGCCUCCGGAUGUGGUGCGGAUGCUGCGUGCCUGUGCGAUAGCACCGUCUACAAGAAUGCUGUUCAGAAAUGUCUGCAAUCGAGUUGUCCGGCCAAAGAGGCGCUGCUCGCAGGAAGGUACCAAAGCACAGCUUGCGGCGAACCCGUGCGGUCCGAGGAUACCACAACACCGCGAGUAGUUUGGACCAUGUUCGCCACUGCAGCGAUUGGGGUCGUGGCACGGCUCAUCUUCCGGAAUCCUUAUGCUAGAGGUCAUGGCUACGGAGCCGACGACUGGACAAUGCUUCUGGCUCUCAUAUUCCUCAUACCCUUCAAUGCCGUCGUCCACCUUAUGGCGAAGGCGGGGACGGGACGCGAUAUAUGGAUUCUUGAACCCGAGAACAUCACGAUGCUGCUUCACACGUUCUGGAUGGAGGGCAUUCUGUACGCAGUACUGAUGACGAUCAUCAAAGUCUCAAUCCUGUUGCUCUAUUUGCGGAUCUGGGUCCACCGACAAUUUAACCUUUCGGAGAGUCUGUUUCAUCCUAAUCGGCGUCAACAUUGCGGCCGGAAUAGCUAUCGCAUUGAGUGUCGUAUUCGAAUGCAUGCCAAUCAGUUAUGCGUGGACGCGCUGGGACGGCGAGCAUCAAGGAACAUGUAUCGACUACUCAGCCCAAUCUUAUGCCAUAUCGGCCAUCAGCGUCAUCCUCGACCUGGUCACUUUUAUGCUUCCGAUUGGGAAACUGGCGAACCUACCUUUGUCGAGAGGGAAAAAGUUUGGGGUAUGUUUCGUCUUCGCGCUAGGCUUACUCGCAACGGCAGCCAGCAUCGUCAGGCUGGUGUAUCUCAUUAGAGAUUCGACUUCUCCAAACUUCAGUCUCUGGCUCGCUCCUGUUGCUACCUGGACCUCGUUGGAGUGCAAUUUAGCUGUAAUUUGCGCUUGCUUGCCGGACAUGGCUGGGCUGAUACAAAAGGUGUGGAAUCACACCUGCAAAGGCAAGAACUGGUCAACACGGCGCGGUAGCACCAAUAUCGACAACGUGCGACUCUCAUCACUACACACGCCGGCACAAUACUACGACGAAGGUGGGGCCUAUCGUUACCACAGCAUAACGCUUCCGGAAAUAACUAAGGCAUCCCUCAGACAGCAGAUCUCUGCCGAGCAUGUCGAUUCGUUACGAGCGGGGCGGCCUGAUAAAAGAGGAUUUCGGCAGAACACAAACGAAAUCUUCCUCGACGACGGAGCUAUCGAAAUGGCACCACGGAACUCACCCUACGAGCAAGCCUUUACCUCGCAACAAACCUCUACCUUCCGUCAGUACGGCUCCUGAUCGGGCGUU
Cercospora beticola is the source of this 1453-nucleotide messenger RNA. Lineage: Eukaryota; Fungi; Ascomycota; Dothideomycetes; Mycosphaerellales; Mycosphaerellaceae. The record is from RefSeq and is a predicted model, not a curated record.